AUGAAAGCUAAGAUAAUAAUUGAAGGCGACGAACCGUCAGUAUAUCCCUUCCGUGACAUCAAUGAGGCCAACUUGGUGGCAGCAGUAUCACGAAAAUCACCACAAAUAUUUGGCUCUGGUGGAAUUACCGUCCUAGCAGUGGACUGUGGAAUGAAAAACAACCAAAUUCGGUGUAUGGUGGAACGAGGAGUGCGCGUAAAAGUGGUGCCAUGGGAUCAUCCAUUGAAAACGAAGCUUCGCAUGUUACUUGUAGUACGUGAGAAGGGCAAGGCAUUGGGAAGAGGCGGUGCGACAAGCUUUGCCGAGCGCGCUCUUCUGAAGCUUGAAGCUCCAUUUGAUGGGCUGUUCAUCUCGAAUGGUCCUGGAGAUCCAGAACGAUGCACCCUGUUGGUGAAUAGGCUGAGCGAAUUCCUCAAGAAAAAUACGAAACCCGUGUUUGGUAUUUGCCUUGGUCAUCAGCUGUUAGCACGUGCUAUCGGAGCUAAAACCUAUAAGCUCAAUGUCCAGUUCCAUCCGGAGCAUACCGGAGGUCCGGCUGAUUGUGAAUUUCUCUUCGACGUGUUUAUUGAAGCAAUCCAUUCGAUGAAAAAAGGAGAGGAUUGCUGUGUGGACGAGCGGCUGUCGGCAGCUAUCCGCUACGAUUCCAGCUACCAGAUAAAAAAGCAGCGAAAGGUUCUCGUGCUUGGCUCGGGAGGUCUAACAAUUGGACAAGCUGGGGAGUUCGAUUAUUCAGGAGCUCAAGUGUUGGGCACACCAAUCCAGACCAUUAUGAAUACCGAAGAUCGUGAACGGUUCAGCAAGGAAGUGACCAGCAUAGGUGAACAGGUUGCACCAAGUCAUGCCGCAACCUCUUUAGAUGGUGCCAUAAAAGCAGCCGAAAAGAUCGGCUACCCAGUGCUGGUGCGAGCCGCUUUCGCCUUGGGAGGUCUUGGUUCAGGAUUUGCGCAGAAUCGCGCAGAACUUGUCGCGAUUGCUCAACAAGCACUAGCUCAUUCAGAUCA
This is a messenger RNA of Cooperia oncophora, 1001 nucleotides long. NCBI's taxonomy places the organism in Eukaryota, Metazoa, Nematoda, Chromadorea, Rhabditida, Trichostrongylidae. The record is from the annotation of a GenBank genome assembly.